Molecule: messenger RNA, 1121 nt
Organism: Scophthalmus maximus (turbot)
Lineage: Eukaryota; Metazoa; Chordata; Actinopteri; Pleuronectiformes; Scophthalmidae
Gene: pigf
Product: phosphatidylinositol glycan anchor biosynthesis, class F
Exons: 6
Coding region: 169-870 (233 amino acids)
Biological process (GO): GPI anchor biosynthetic process
Cellular component (GO): endoplasmic reticulum membrane
Source: RefSeq, a predicted model, not a curated record
AGUCAUUGUAGUUCCGUGUUGACGGAAGAUAAACCGUGUAACCCCCAUGCAUUUAACCUACUCCUCGGAUCCGCCGCGACACUAACGUCUAGGACGGUUGCAUUUUUUUUUGGGGGGGGGGGGAGUUUCCUAUUAGUUUCUUCGUAGUUGGGUGAAGCUGCCGUCGUCAUGUGGGACCAUGAAAUCAAAGCCAUGGCGUCCGCUCACGCCAUCAUCGCCGCCGCGGUGUUCAUGGCCACCGUCCUGCCUGGCGCGGUCGUGCGGGGCUUCUCCGUGUGCGGGACUCACCUGCUGUGGCUCUACUCGGUGUCCGGCGCGGUGGCCGCGGUCAGUGUCGCCGUCUUCUGGCUGCUCGGCAUCACGCGGCCCACCAAGAAGCACACGCUGGGAUACAAGCUGAGUGCACGAUUCCAACAACCACACCAAUUAAGAUCAAGACUGUCGAGGUUGUUUCGUUCCUGUGUGUACUUCUUCCUGUCGUGCCUGUUCUUUCACACGGUGGUGGUUCUUUAUGGCGCACCACUGAUCGAAUCCGCCUUGGAGACGUUCUCUCUCGCCGUGCUGCUGACCUCUCUAACUACGUUAAGGUGUCUCUGCGUCCUCGGGCCCAAUGUCCAGGCCUGGAUACGAGUUUUCAGCCGACACGGAGCUAUGUCCGUUUGGGACACCUGUCUACAGAUCACAGUCGUCUGCACGGUGGUAGGAGCCUGGGUGGGAGCCUUCCCUAUACCUCUGGACUGGGACAGGCCGUGGCAGGUUUGGCCCGUUUCCUGCAGUCUCGGCGCCACCAUUGGCUUCCUGACUGGGCUCGUUGCUGCUCCCGCAUGGAUCCACUAUCAUCGCAAACAGCUCACGUACAAGUGCAAGUGAUAGUACAGACACACUGGUUUGUUUGCCUGUGCGCGUUUUUUUUUUUUUCCAAAUGUGACCGGGAGUGUAUUUUUCAUUUGUUCCUGCUGAAUUCCUCAAACUUUUUACUGAUUAUUUAUUGGGAGCAAUUCACUCUGUUUGCAGCCUGUGGGGGAAGAUGAUUUUAUAGCAACACGGGACGUGAUUCAUUUGUAUGCUUGGCGGCCGAAUAUGCCGCUGAAGAUGAAUAAAAUAUUACUUCUGCAACGGUG